AUGGAGCAUAUUGGAAAUCAAACUGCUGAAGGAAGAGAAUUUGUUUUCCUAGGCUACUCCAACUUCCCUGAUCCCCAAGCUUUGUUCUUUAUCCUGUUUCUCACUAUGUAUAUCACUACCUUGCUUGGAAAUGGACUUAUCCUGACCACCACAUGGCUGGAUGUUGGCCUUCAAACUCCCAUGUACUUUUUUAUCCGGCACCUAUCAUUCCUCAACAUUUGUUACACAUCUGUUACGCUACCCCACUUGCUUAAGAAUCUUUUGGCAGAGACAAAGACUAUUUCCAUCCAGGGCUGCCUGGCCCAACUAUACUUUCUUGUGGCUUUUGUAGGAGUUGAGUGUCUCCUUCUGGCCACGAUGGCCUAUGACCGAUACAUCGCCAUCUGUUAUCCCCUCAGUUAUGGAGUCAUCAUGAAUAGUAAAGUGUGUAGUGGAAUGGCAGUGGCCUCCUGGGGUUGUGGUUUUCUCAAUUCAAUCCUACACACUGUCAUGACGGCCCAACUCCCCUUCUGUGCUUCUCAUAGCCUUGAACAUAUUUUCUGCGAUGUCCCCCAGCUCCUCAAGCUGUCUUGUGUGGACACUUUCCCUAAUCAAAUGAUACUGCUGGCAGUGACCAUGAUCCUUGGGAUCAGUCCCUUUUUUUGCAUCAUGGUUUCUUAUGCCCACAUUGUAAUGGCAGUCUUGAAGAUCCGCUCCACCCAAGGCCGCCACAAAGCCUUCUCCACCUGUACCUCACACCUCACUGUGGUCACCUUGUUUUAUGCCACCUGCAUGUUCAAUUACAACAGGCCCAGCAGCAGCCAUUCUCUCUUUAUGGACACCUUGGCUUCAGUGCUCUACUGUGUGGUAACACCAGUGCUGAACCCUAUUAUAUACUGUCUGAGGAACAAAGAAAUGAAGAAAGCUGUGAGGAGGGUAUUCAACCUUGAAAGAGCCUCUUCCAUCUAG
This is a messenger RNA of Python bivittatus (Burmese python), 948 nucleotides long. RefSeq names its product olfactory receptor 5V1-like. NCBI's taxonomy places the organism in Eukaryota, Metazoa, Chordata, Lepidosauria, Squamata, Pythonidae. The record is from RefSeq and is a predicted model, not a curated record. Gene Ontology annotation, biological process: G protein-coupled receptor signaling pathway. Gene Ontology annotation, cellular component: membrane. Gene Ontology annotation, molecular function: G protein-coupled receptor activity; olfactory receptor activity.